AUGGCGCCGGACGCAGCGUUCUCAAAUAUUAGCGAUAAAAAUGAAUUCACUAAGUUCACUAAGUUCUUAGCCUAUAAGGGGGUGCAAGUCAUCGUCGAGUCGCGCAAAGGUAUCAAGAUCGAACCGAAUACAAAACCACAUUCAUCAGACACGGACUGGUUUAAUCUUCAAAUACCAGACUCCCCUGAAGUGAACCAAGCGACGAAAAAUGCGCUUCCUUCAGAUAGAAUUCUAGAAACAAUCCGAUCACAUCUUAAUGUCGAAAUAUCCGUGCAAACUGAAGAUGGCGAUGAAAUGGUCCUCGAGUUGUGGACGCUAGGUCUAGAUGAAACUCAGUUUGAUACGACUUUGAAAGCUAUGAAUACAGUUUAUUUCAGAAUGGGAAUAUUAUUGAAGUCCCUCAUCACUAUUACGAGGAUAACCCCCGCGUAUCAUUUAUCAAGAAAACAACGGACAGAAUCGUUUACGAUUUUCUAUAGAGUAUAUAGCGGUGAGCCGAAGCUAAAAGCAUUAGGUGAUUCUGUAAAGAAAGUUCAAGCUGGCAUGCUUAAAACACCACUUGGCGGGCUUGGCUUCACCGUAUCCUACCGAACUAACUUUUCCAUAUCACCAAAUAGAUCAGAGAAAAACAAAACACUGUUAUUGAAAAGUGAUCACUUUGAACUGAGCCCAAAACACGUAAUCUUCGAAACGAAAAAGAAAAAGGAACCAAAAUCACCACAACCCGUAGACCUGAAUAAGCCGCUUAGAUUGGCAGCUUUUGUUGAUGAAAUACUUGUUGAACAAGCGAUAAGAGAAUUUCUAGAGAAAAUACCGAUACCAAAAUGCAGAGUUAGACCGCGGGUCACAUUGAUGGUUGAAGAUAAACCCGAAUGUAAGAGCACUCAGGAAUUAGACAUGAGUGUUAUUUCAAAGAGUCCAACAUCACUAGAAAUGCCGCCUAAAAGAUUCCCUGGAUUCAGGAGUGAACAUGAACCGCCGUUAAAGUUGCUUUGCUUUCCCUUCGCUGAUAACCAUCCCAUACGCGAAUUGGCAGAAUUUUACAAAGACUUUUUUAACGCGCCACAUUUAAAACUAUCAGAUUAUAGCACAGCGUUUAAGGAAGAAAAAGUAGAAAUGACUACGGAAGAUUUUUCUGAAGAUCUCGCGAAACAUGAAAGUUCUCUUAUCGAAUUUGAUAGAUUGGUCGAUGACAUGUGCAGGUCGGCUGAAUGGAGUGGAAACUGAGGUGUUGGAAGACUGAUAUAUUAUGAAAUGUUAUGGGAUAUAAAUAAAGUUUAUGAUGGUUUAA
Molecule: messenger RNA, 1291 nt
Organism: Colias croceus (clouded yellow)
Lineage: Eukaryota; Metazoa; Arthropoda; Insecta; Lepidoptera; Pieridae
Product: autophagy-related protein 13 homolog
Exons: 1
Coding region: 1-1227 (408 amino acids)
Biological process (GO): piecemeal microautophagy of the nucleus; mitophagy; autophagosome assembly
Cellular component (GO): Atg1/ULK1 kinase complex; extrinsic component of membrane; phagophore assembly site
Source: RefSeq, a predicted model, not a curated record